AUGGAUUGCUGGAGUGUUGUUGAUGGAACCUUCGACCUGAACGAUCCCGUGCAGGCACAGAGUUUUGCAGCGAAGGAUAAUGUCGCUCGUGAAGCUAUUUUGUCUGGUGUGCCCGCGCAGGACGCUGAGAUGAUAUGCCAAGAAGACACGGCGCAGGCGAUGUGGAACCGCUUCGUUGAUAAGCAGACGAAGCGAGAGUACUCCAAUUACAUUUUCGCUCGUGCUGAGUUCUACUUUAAUGUGUAUACAUCGGAGAAGAGCAUGGAUCAGUGGUUGCGCGAGAUGGAGUCGAUGCGUCGACAGCUUCGACACUAUGGCAAGUGCGUGACUGAUGAUGACUAUGCGGAGACGCUUUUGGGUCACGUCGCGCGUACCCAUCACGACGUAGUGCGGCAAUUUUCGAAGCAUUACGUUGUGCGGUGUGAUGGUGGGGCAGAUCGCCCUGAACCUACUGCUACUCAAGUAAUGAAUGCGCUACGCGCUGAAUCGGUACUGAACGAGAAGAUAGGUGCUGAAGAGCAGAAGCCAGUGGGUGUUGCUGCGUGUGGUAAGAAGUCUACACCGCCGAAACAGAAGCAGGCCAACCAAGGCCGUGCAAAGCGUAAGAGAGCUGGUCGAAAGAAUCAUCAGAAAAAAGGGAAGCAAGGAAGCCGAUCAAGUGCGAAGAAGAGUGAUAAGGAAGGAACUCGGACCUGUUUUCACUGCGGUGAAGUCGGGCACUUGCGACCCAAUUGA
Phytophthora sojae is the source of this 735-nucleotide messenger RNA. RefSeq lists its product as hypothetical. The record is from RefSeq and is a predicted model, not a curated record. Lineage: Eukaryota; Oomycota; Peronosporomycetes; Peronosporales; Peronosporaceae. Bases 1 to 735 code for a protein of 244 amino acids. The transcript has a single exon.